Penicillium brevicompactum is the source of this 897-nucleotide messenger RNA. RefSeq lists its product as uncharacterized. The transcript is spliced from 2 exons. The record is from RefSeq and is a predicted model, not a curated record. NCBI's taxonomy places the organism in Eukaryota, Fungi, Ascomycota, Eurotiomycetes, Eurotiales, Aspergillaceae. The coding region runs from base 1 to 897 and encodes 298 amino acids.
AUGGGUUCUCCUGACACCCUGAGCUACGAAAGUGACACAGCCAGCGAGGAACGAACACCGUCGCAACUCAAGAUCAAGAUUCAGGCCAAAUUUCAAAUCGCUCGACCACCUUCAAGGUCCAGUCAGCGGUUGCGACUUAGCCCCAAGCUGCUCCUUCAGAUCCAACAAGUAUCACGGGGUCACCGACCAAUCCCCGUACUGGAACUAUGGCAGCCACCACUUCGCAAAUCAAAAUUAACAAAGGGUUUCCCCCAGCGCCCUAAGCUUGGCAUGAAAGAUAUCUACGCCACCGUCAAUGAGCCAUAUAUCACGAAAAAUGAACGAUCACCGGAACAGGAAUCCCAAAAUUCAAUUAACGACCACAAUACCCAAGAGAAAGAUGUCGUGGCUGCGAUGUACCAGCCCCCACCCAGCGAUACUGCAGUAUCAAGCUCUACGAUUCACUUUCGCAACGCGCACUGUAUCUGGCAAGCCAUGAGCAGCACAGCAAGUCCCUCCGGGCAAAGCACGCCGUGUUACAAAUUUACCAUCAAAAACGAAGAAAACAUCAUCGGCGCCGGGCAAUCCAAGAUGUUCAUGCAGUGGGAAAAGCGGACACUGUCUGCUAAUUCAGAUGAGACAUCGGAGUCUCUGGGGACUGAAUAUUUCGUGCUCCUCGCCAUUGAUCGCGAGGCACGUCGCAAGAGUAGGAUUGCAACUAUGAAUCGGGAAGGAGUCGAAAUUUUUGUAAGAAAGAGCUCAAUAUUGGAGCAUUUGAGGACCUGUAUGGCAAUGACGAAUCCUGUUUCUGAUGGAAGUUACGCUGGGGACUCGGAUGUGAAUUUGGAAGUGUGGUUGUAUACGCAUGUUCUUACACUUGGUGUCUGGGUUGCUUCUCAGGAAGGGUGGCUGAAUUGA